AUAGUCGAGUGGGUGGAACCUGAAGUUUAGUGAUGUUGUGGUGAAUGGUUCCGUGUGUAUGCUGAGCUCGUCAUAUGAAACAACCUGGCGAUCGUAUCGCCUUAUUUAGGGGACACCGGAUUUUUGUAUUACUUUGGGAUUAAAUAUCCUCAGUAAGGGAUGGAGAAAGCAAAACAGGAGGCGUUUGACAAUGCAAGACUUCAGGUCAUUAAGGAUGGCUACGAAAGAGCCUUCGAGUGUAUUAACAGAGGCCUGUCGGAGGACGAGAGAGGCCGGAAUGAACGGGCGCUGGAUAUGUACCGGCAGGGCAGGCAGCAUCUGCUCCGGGCCAUUAGCGUGCCCUCCCAGGGAGAGGAAUGCGUGGGUCCUGCUUGGGACUCGGCCCGGCAGAUGCAGGGCAAGAUGCAGGAGACCCUGAAUAACAUCACCACACGCCUAGCGGUGCUGGAGACCAGCGCGGACUCGGGGACGGUCGCAGCCGACGGGGCGCUUAGCGGAGGCGCUACGCAACAGCUGUACCCACGGCUGCCCUCGAAGGAGAAACCGGGAAGACCUCCUUCACCCAAUGUUUGCUUCUCCAGUGACCAGCCAGCUGGGGCGGUGGGCGGGGUAGGAGGUCACGGGCUCCCGGGGGAGCGGCCCCCAGCCUAUUCCCCCCAGGCAGCGGAUGGACACCUCUCCAUUUCCUACGGAACUGACUCCGGCGAGUUCUCCCUGGUUGGAGACGAGUUCUACACGCAGGCUUCCAGGAUGGCGUCUGCACCUCAGAACCUAGGCGAAGAUGGAGAGGAGCUCUUAUUUUUGCCUCGGGGGGUGCAGAUUUUUUUUGUCUCCCCUGACGGUCAGGUCAGCGCACCUUCGUAUCCGGGCUACCUGCGGAUCGUCAAGUUCAGUGAGGAGCGCUCGGAGAGGAGCCCGAAUCGGCCUCCUGCCUUCCUGCAGGUGUGUGACUGGCUGUACCCGCUGAUGUCCAGAGACUCUCCUGUUCUUCUGUGUAACACUGGGGUCUACAUGUUCCCAGACAUGAUGGCCUCAGUGCCGGGUUCCUACGUGGGUGUUGUUCUAUCUUCCGAGCUGCCUUUGUCAAGCAGGGAGCUGUUUCAGGACCUCCUCUCACAGCUUACUGACCUGAAGGUCCAGGCCCCUGGUGAGCCAGGAGAUACCAUGAACCUCAGCCAAAAGGUCCCCUUCGCCCCCCCAAUCCCAGUAGAGGGGCCUGCGGAGGAGGACAAGUCAAUUCCAGAAUGGAGCGAGAAGGUGGCCCAUGGAAUCCUCACCGGUGCUUCAUGGCUGAGCUGGGGAUUGGUCAAAGGAGCAGAAUACACCGGCAAAGCCAUCCACAAGGGGGCGUCCAAACUGAGGGAACACAUAACACCAGAGGACAAACCUGCGGCAGUCAGCCCCACAGUCUCCAAAGGGCUGCAUGUUGCGAAGCAGGCCACUGGGGGCGCUGUCAAAGUCAGUCAGUUUCUAGUGGACGGUGUUUGCACGGUGGCCGGCUGUGUGGGCCGAGAGCUGGCGCCGCAUGUGAAGAAGCACGGCCUCAAGCUGAUCCCAGAGUCGAUGAAAAAGGACAAGGACGGGAAGUCCACCGUCGACGGGGCCUUGGUGGUGGCCGCUAGUGGCGUGCAGGGUUUCGCCACCAUGUGGAAUGGUUUAGAAGAGGCUGCCAAGAACAUCGGCAAGAGUGUAGCGUCUGAGACGGUCACCACUGUGAAGUACAAGUAUGGGCCGGAGGCGGGGCAUGCUACGGACAACGCGGUCAACUCUGCCAUUAACGUGGGCGUCACGGCCUUCAACGUUGACAACCUGGGCAUCAAGGCCAUGGUGAAAAAAACGGGCAAGCAGACAGCGCAGGCCAUCCUGGAGGACUACAAAGUCGAGGAAAAACCUGACCCAGACUUGGAGAAGAAGAAAUGAAUAGCCUUAAUUAUUUUUUAACUUAAUAUACUUACCCUUUCUUAGAGCCUUAAUAUAUACCUAUAUUCUUAAAAAGAUUUGAAAGCGUUAUAUUUUAUUAAUAUCAGAUUCAUUACCUGAGUUUGUGUCUUAGAAUUUUAUAUAUCUGCUAAGCACUUUAAUACUCGGUUUCCUAUAUGAAGAAUUUGGUUGAAGUUUGAAUAAAUUGUAGGCCUUAGAUUUACAGAUGCUUUAUUUUUGACUCUACCUUUGAGGUGGUGGGACUACUUCAAGGACAAAGCCUCGGGAGAUUGUGUGUUUCUGCCCAUUUGUCUCUGGUUUGACAGCUACUGUGCAGAAUUGUGCAUUUGUUGACAACAAGUGUGUGCAUAACCGCAUUUGUUUUUGUGGCGUUUAGUUUCUUCCUGCAUUUAUAAGAUCAAACAACAUCUGUCAGUACUGGUGUUUAAAUGAACAAUGGAUGAAAAGAUGCAUAAAAAUAGUAUUAAAGGUGUUUUUAAGAUUCUUUGUAGGAGGAGACUUGGGGGGGCUCCCAUACUGUACAGAACUGAGGUGUUGUUCAUAACUGUUUGUGUGAAGUAUUUGCUUUUGUGUUCCACUCAUAUGACAAUGUGUAGAAAUGUUUGUGUAUGUAUCUCAUUCUAAUUUGCCUACAGAAUUAUAUGUGCUAUUCAUACUAGACAGACCUUAGCACAAAGAAUAAUUUCCUGUGGGAAAGACAAAUGUGCAAUGUGUUUUUGAGCAGGGGUAUUGCAAUAGUUAUUUUAUUUUACAAUUUUUUGUGAAUCUUGAUGUGUGAGUUGAAAUGUCAGUAGUACAUUUGUGAAUAUGAAUCCCAGUUUCAGCCUGGUUGUUUAAGUUCUCCACAGGGACUGCUCUGAGAUACUAACCACAAUAUAAGGCAUAAAAAAAAUCCAUUUUCCAAGCAAAGGCAUAAAGGUGUAAUGUUCUGUGAUAGAAUUUAACAAUGUGUUUACAUGGCUGCCUCAAAGACUUAAUGAGAAAGACCAGGAAAAUGGUAUGUUUAAUGAAGCAAUGUCCACUAUUUAAUACUAAACUUGCAACUCUGCCUAUUUUUGUUAGAACACCUCAUGCAUAGGUAAAGGAAUGUAUUAAAGAUUGUAAAACUGGAAAAUG
This is a messenger RNA of Paramormyrops kingsleyae, 3057 nucleotides long. It is a transcript of the gene spartb, whose product is annotated as spartin b. Lineage: Eukaryota; Metazoa; Chordata; Actinopteri; Osteoglossiformes; Mormyridae. The record is from RefSeq and is a predicted model, not a curated record. Gene Ontology annotation, biological process: cell division; negative regulation of BMP signaling pathway. Gene Ontology annotation, cellular component: plasma membrane.